Molecule: messenger RNA, 4532 nt
Organism: Cyprinodon variegatus (sheepshead minnow)
Lineage: Eukaryota; Metazoa; Chordata; Actinopteri; Cyprinodontiformes; Cyprinodontidae
Gene: btbd7
Product: BTB (POZ) domain containing 7
Exons: 11
Coding region: 483-3848 (1121 amino acids)
Biological process (GO): morphogenesis of a branching epithelium
Molecular function (GO): protein binding
Source: RefSeq, a predicted model, not a curated record
CAGCUUGGACUCGGUGGCUUUGGGAUAGGCCGUAAAAGCCACCCAACAAGGCGUUGUGUAGAAAUACCGAGUCGAACCGAGACUAAAUAAAGCUCGAGUUCUGUUUUAGGGCGAAGAAAGAUGCGGAGAAAAUGAGGGGGGAAACGACGGAAGUGGAAGCGCUUUCGCAUUUUAACGGUUUCGUUCGGUGUCUGACGUCGAUCAGAGCGUAAUGAGCAGAGUUGGAGAAAGAAGGGGCUGAGCAGCUUUUUUUUUUUUUUUUUUUUUUAAUUCCUCAACUGAUCAGACAACUUGGACCGGACUGAACUGCUCUGUGAUCCGGAGACAAACUAUGGGCAGAGGGCUCUGAAGUUCCAGGCGGAGCAGCCGGGACCCGGGGCUCUUAGGAGGCUUCAAAAGAUUCCUGCCUGAUCUACAGCUGAGGACUCAGGAUGACUCAGCACCAGGGGGAACCCCCAAAUAAUAAGUGAAGAACAAUAAGGAUGGGGGCCAAUGGGUCUAGCUAUCCACACUCCUGCUCCCCACGUAUAGGGGGAAACACACAGACGCAGCAGACCUUUAUAGGGACAUCUUCGUACUCUCAACAGGGAUAUGGCUGGGAGUCCAAGCUGUACAGCCUGGAGCACGGCCAUGAGCGACCAGCAGACAGAAAGAAGAAGAGCCUUGGGCUCGCAACACUCAAACGAAGGUUCAUCAGAAGGAGGAAGUCCAGCCGCUCGGCGGAUCACGCGCGGCAGAUGCGCGAGCUUCUGUCAGGGUGGGACGUCCGAGACACAAACGCCCUGGUGGAGGAGUACGAGGGGACGGCAGCCCUCAAGGAGCUGAGCUUCCAGGCCAGCCUGGCCCGCGCCGAGGCGCCCAGUUUGCCGCGGGAUCUGGCUGCUCUUUACCAGCACAAGUAUUGCACUGAUGUAGAUCUCAUCUUCCAAGGUACCUGCUUCCCAGCUCACCGCGCCAUCCUGGCUGCACGAUGCCCCUUUUUCAAGACUUUGCUUUCUUCUUCUCCUGGUUAUGGAGCAGAGGUUCUCAUGGACAUUGACACAGCUGGUAUUGAUGUGCCCAUGUUCUCUGCCCUGCUUCAUUACCUGUACACUGGGGAGUUUGGGGUGGGUGGAGCAGAGGAUACCAGGCUACAGAACGUGGAUGUCCUUGUUCAGCUCAGCGAGGAGUUUGGUACUCCCAACUCUCUGGAGGCAGACAUGAAGGGCUUGUUUGACUACAUGUGCUACUAUGAUGCUCUCCUCAGCUUUUCCUCUGAUUCCGAGAUGAUAGAAGGCUCUAAUGAGAGAGGAGCUGUGGCCGCAGUGCCAGCAGGGAGUUCAGGAGGCAGUGGGGCACCGGGGACCCCAGAUGAGGACCUCAGGGCUCACAAGGCCAUCCUCUCAGCACGCUCCCCUUUCUUUAGGAACCUUUUGCAAAGACGAAUUCGCACAGGAGAAGAGAUGACAGAGCGCACGCUGCAGACACCCACCAGAAUAGUGUUAGAUGAAUCCAUCAUUCCACGGAAAUACGUGCAGGUCAUCCUUCACUGCAUGUACACAGAUGUAGUGGACCUCGGGCUGGUGCUGCGUGGCAGCCCUUCAUCCUGCAGCCUGGGUGAGGUGCAGGCCCUUGUUUCAGGAUGCAGAGGGGCCAGCACACGCACAGAGGAGGCCAUGGAACUUUACCACAUUGCACUGUUUUUGGAGUUCAGCAUGCUGGCUCAAGGAUGUGAGGACAUUGUUGUGGAAAGCUUAUCCCUGGACUCCCUGGUGCCCAUCCUGAAGUGGAGCUCCCAGCCGUAUGGCUCCAAGUGGGUCCACAGGCAGGCCAUGCACUUCCUCUGUGAAGAGUUCAGUCAGGUCGUCACCUCUGACGUCCUCUAUGAGCUCGGCAAAGAACACCUCAUCAGCGCCAUUCAGUCUGACUACCUUCAGGCGAGUGAACAGGACAUUCUGAAGUAUGUUGUAAAGUGGGGCGAGCAGCAGUUGAUUAAGAGGAUGGCAGACAGGGAGCCCAACCUGCUGAGCGGCACGGCCCACAGCGUCAAUAAGAGAGGCGUCAAAAGGCGAGACCUGGACGUGGAGGAGCUGAGGGAGAUCCUCUCUCCACUCCUGCCCUUCAUCCGAACCGAGCACAUCCUGCCUCCCAACAGUGAUGUCCUCGCCGACGCCCUGAAGAGGGGUUUGAUCAGCACCCCUCCGUCAGACAUGUUGCCCACCGCUGAAGGGGGCAAGGCUAACUCCUGGCUACGGCAGAAAAACGCAGGGAUCUAUGUGCGUCCUCGUCUCUUCUCUCCAUACGUGGAGGAAGCCAAGUCUGUGCUGGAUGAAAUGAUGGUGGAGCAGACAGACCUGGUACGUUUGAGACUGGUGCGCAUGUCAAACGUCCCGGACACUCUCUACAUGGUCAACAACGCCGUGCCUCAGUGCUGUCACAUGAUCAGCCACCAGCAAAUGGCAGGAAGCUCCAGUUCGGCUCCGUCGGUCGUAGCCAAUGAAAUUCCAGUGCCUCCUCUGUCUGUGGUGAAGGAUAUGAUCCGCAGGCUGCAUGAGCUGAGGCACACAGAGCAGGUCCAGAGAGCUUACGCUCUGAACUGUGGAGAGGGAGCCACGGUGAGCUAUGAGCUGCAGCUGAGGGUGCUGAGGGAGUUCGGCCUGGCAGAUGGAGCCACGGAGCUGCUGCAGAAUCCAUCCAAGUUCUUCCCAGAUGAGAGGUUUGGAGACGAAAGUCCAAUUCUGGCCCUUCGCCAGGUGAGCCGCUGUCGUGUGAACAGCAGCCCGGCUAUGGACAGCAUGAUAACAGAGCUAGACGGCGUCCCAGGCCUUCACCCUCCGCUGCCUCCUCCACCCCCUCCCUAUCACCCCCCCGCCACGCCCAGUCACACCCAGCUCAAAGGAGGCUGGAGACCUCGGGUUCCCAUGCCCACCCCCACCCGCUCCUUCUCCUACCCCUGCAACCGAACCUUGAUCCAGCGGCAUGCAGCUUCCAAGCAUGGCAGUUCGGAGUACUCCUCUGCGCCGCGGUCUCAGCCCCCAGACUGCACCAACCCCCAGGCUGCAGGCAGACCCCUGCCCUCAGACCAGCAUGCAAUGGGUGCGGAGCCUAUGAUGGGGGGGUUUAUGCCGGAUAUCGCGCUCGGUGUGUCCGUCAUGUCUCUGAGGGAGCAGCACAUGGCCGACAUGGACAGAGAAGGCCCUCACAGCCCCAUGGGGCCUCCAGGUCACCAUCUACCCCAUGGACCCUGCUCUUCUGUGCGCCUCAGCCACGGUUAUGGUCCUGGGCACGGCCAUUCCUGCAAGAGGCACGCCCCAGAGCCCAAGCUGGAGGCACAGGUGGAGUUCCCUGACCUCUAUGACUUUUCCUGCAGACCUACAACCCCCACCUCAUCUCAUCCUCUGCCCUCGUUCGGAGGACCGGACCUCUACAGCCACAGCUGCACGCAGUCAGGCUCCUACCCUCCUCCUUAUGUUUCUGAUUGUCAAACCCACGGCCACCUGCAGGGACGGACUGCUCCAGACCCACUACGACUGGAUGUCCUUGGCAUAAAAUCUCAGAGACACGAGGGAGUCCUUUCCAGUCCCUCUGGAGCUCAGCCUAGGACUGGGCAGUUUCCAAAGGGACGACCAAAUGAGACGGACCUUACCCACGGUUUGGGUCAUUUCCGCUCCCCUAGUGGAAACAUGGACAGCUAUGAUGAGAGGCACACUGGACCCAGAGAUGCUCCAGAGGAGAUGGUUCUAGGCGGAGACUCGUCAGGCCCAGGGCCCCUCCAACAGUCUCACAGGAAUAGUGUUGGCGAAGAACUCCUCAGAGACCGCAGGUCCCCCAGCAAACCCGAUUACCCCUAUAAGAAAUCUGCACUUUAACCCCAGUUCAGGAGCAGGGGUUGAGUUAGGAAAAGGGAAGAGAAAAAAAAAGAAGAGUAUCUGUUCCGCAGAGCACUAAAUGUAAUAUGUGUGAGUGAAUAAGAGAACUGUUGGUAUCUUCUGUCCUACCUCUAUUACUGUGCUCCCAUCACACAGUCGGAGUUUAAAGGGGAAAUUUGGUCGACAAUUCUGUCUGCUCAGUCCUGCUCCUUUACAGGAUUAAUGCAAAUCUUCUCUCAUGGUAUAAUCUCAUGACUUGGAUCAGCUGGAGUUCUGCAGAAGAUGCUGUGGAAAUCUGCAGAGCUCAGUUAUAGGUUGAUUAGUGAACCUCCGGGUUGAGAUGGAAGGAUAAAUUCUCAGUUCAUCUAACUGAGAAACAGCACACAGCCUGCGAAUAAGUAAUGCAAUGAAAUAAUAGUGUUAGUAUAGAUGCACUCGGCUGGGUUCUGCAUCUGCGUUUCUUUAUGUAGCAUGUCUGACAAACACGUUCUCCCUCCUGGCCCCUCACCUUUCAUCUGAGACAGGAAGUAGGUCAUCAGACUGCAUCAUUCCUUGGUAAUGAGUGUGAUAACAGUGCAGGAUGUCAAGGCUAACUUUGUAUCUCUGGCUUAGAGGAGGGGCCAGAGGACAGUGUCAUUGCUGAGGUAGAGAGGAAUCUGUGCGUGCUGUGAUUGUCUUGCAUUU